AUGACUCGACCUGCUCAACGUAUCACUAAUCCUAAAGCCAUUCGUACUUCAUUUGUGGCACCUCAAGAUAGAAUUAUUGAACUUGCUCGAGGUUGGCAGCACGUACCUGUGGAUGCGAUUCAGAUUACACAAGACUUGGAAGUGACACCCACCAUGAAGACCUUACAACUUCAAUUUUAUCGUACAUCACAGCAACAAGCAAAAGAAGGACACCAAGUCGUGACUGCCAACUUGAAUCAAGAAGAACAAGAAGCCUAUUCGCUGUUUACAAAGUUGGUAGAAGAACAUGAUAUUCCUAAAGAAUAUCAUUUUGAACUAGCCAACAGGAUUCGUAUUGCUAAAUACAUUGAUCAACCAAGCAAACGAAAACAGUUGUUAGGCAUUCGUAUUUUAGCUAUUGCUGUGAUGUCUCAUUCUGUCUCGGAAACGACUGCGCAAAACAAAGUGUUUCUAUAUGAGCCUUAUUUGAUUCCACAACUGGCUGAAUUGAUAUCCCCAGAAAAGCAAGUCGAUAGGCAUCUUCAAACAUAUACUCUGUUUGCUUUAGAUGGUAUCGCAAGACAUAGAAAUAAACUGACAGAAGUAGUCACAGCCAUCAAUGCUUCUGCUAAUCAUGGUCCUGUCAUGCAAAUCCUAAGAAAGAUCAAUGCGAAUGAGGUACUUCCUUACUCUUUUGUAGAUGCCUUGUUUGUCUUGCUUUCUUAUAUACUGCCUACACAACCCGGUGGCCAAAUGAUGAUGUCUGCUGGUAUUAUUCCCAUUCUGGUACAAAUCACUGGCAACUAUGAAUAUCCUCAACUGAAAGGCAUUGCUAAAGUCGUUGGGCUUUUGGAUAUCAUUGUCACUUCAUUUUCUACUUCAUUUUCUGCUUUCUGUAAUGUUCAUGGUUUAGAUACUCUAUUAGACCGUAUUAAGGCUGAAGUAGAAGCAAGUAUUCAGUCAACCAAUGUGUUUGGACCUCAUGAAAGACUUGCCAUGACCAAAGCCAUGCUUAAAUUCCUAUAUCGUAUGAUGGAGUCCUCAGGCACAACAGACGGUCUUCGUAACCUGAUUGAUUCUUCCCUUCCUCAUUCACUUAAAUCCAUUAUGGAGCAUCCCAAACUGUUUGGCAACAGUAUCUUUGCCUUGGCUACCAAUGUUAAUACGACAUUUAUUCACAAUGAACCCACCUCAUUAACUAUUUUACAAGAAGCUAAAUUACCUCAAACAUUUUUGCAUACCAUUGCUUCUUUUGAAUCCCCAAGCCCAGAGAUUUUGUUGGCUGCUGUCAAUGCAUUUGGUGCUCUCUGUCUGAAUGCUCAAGGACUGGACAUGUUUAAUAAGGAAAACCCUUUACCUCACUUUUUUGAAUUGUUGAGUUCAGACGACUUUUUAAGAAACCCCUUGGAUGUCGACAGUGCUACCGGCCUCGGUUCCUCCAUAGACGAGUUGAUCCGCCAUCAUCCUUCCCUCAAGACUUCUGUCUUUCAGUGCGUGACUCGCUUGAUUGAGAAAGUCUUGGAAGAAGGCAACAAGCUCGACGGUGCUGGCAAACCCAGUGAUGAUGGUCACAGACUACAGACACGGUCAAGCCAGCCGGUUGAACCUGACGACGACAAGCAAGAUAAAGUGGAAUGUUUGAUUGUGUCGUUCAUUGACCUUGUCGCUCGGUUCUUGGAAGGUUUGUUUCAAAAUCAAGCCAACAUCAAGGCAUUCGUGGAAGAAGGUUGCCCUGAAAAACUUUUGGAAUAUUACAGUUUGCCGAUCUUGCCUGCUAAUUUCUCAGUGACGAUUGCUUCUGAUUCUCUGUCAUAUUUGUUUCGAAUGAUCAGUGAAGCCAGUCCUUUGCCUACUUUGCUUGCGAUUGCUGCUAAAGUCAAAGAAUUGCUUUGUGUUGUUCAGGAAGAUACACAGGAUUACCAUCAGAGUCGACUGAAUGAAUUUAUCGAUGUGGAUCAAAGCGAGACAGACAAGAUUGAACGCGGUAACAAGAAACUUCGACAAAUGAUUCAGUUGCACGGGUAUGUGGGUUUGUUGUCCAAUAUCUGUGGUUCUUCUAUAUUGUCGCACGGUAAAAACGGUGCUUCUUUGAUCACUGAAUUUUUAUCUGAGCCUAGAGAAGACAAUUUCAUUCGUUCGUUGGGUCAGUUACACCGAACCAUAGUUUGGGAGAACAUCUUGUUCAAAGAAGCGUUGCCUUCUGACUGGUAUCAUGCCAAAUCUCUCUCUGGAUCCAAUGCUGCUUCCAAAAAGGGAGCCAGCAGUACAUCUGAACAUCCCUUGGGUAUCCAUAGUACCAGUAGUGUAGAGGACAAGCCAGACGAAGAAAAGGACAAGAGCAGUGAAGACCAAGUGCCUCCUGCCAAAGACCCUCGUAUGAUGAACAUCAAGCACUUCAAGAUUCUGUUGACCGAAAUUGCUCAAUUGGUGAUGCCCAUGUUUCAAUGCUUGAUCAAGAUCUCUGUCAGUCGUCGUUCAGGAGGCGCCUUGGCCAAGUCUCAAACCCUCAAGUUUGCUGAAUACAUUUCGGAUGUUCUCCAUGACAACAUGACCUGGCCUCCUAUCACCAAGUCGGAUGCCCCUGUUUGUAGAUACGAUUACCUAACUUCUGUUUAUACCAUGGCUUCACUCUUGUUAAAGGAUGAACGUACUCAGUCUUCAAUUCAGGCACCUUUGGCGAUUGCGUUUGAAAAGCAAGGCAAUGUGGACCUUUUGUUAGAACAGUUGGAUCAGAUGUGGCGUACAGCAUUAGGCAUCUAUCCUGAUAAAGAAAACCACAAAGACACACUGGAACGUAUCAACCAGGCCAUCGAAAGUCUACUGAACGUCUUGCUUCAUAUCAGUUCACCUAAAGCACUCCGUGACUCUGCCUAUACAAGCACACUCACGCAAAAGGACAAAAAAGCAGACGAUUACUUUGAACCUUAUGAAUGGAUCGUUGCGCUUGAACUCAAGUUGAUCCCACUCAAGGAGUACGUGACAUGUUCUCAACUUCACUUGUUCUCAAAGGGCGUGGGUCAAACCUUGAUUAAGAUCUUUGAGCAGAUCAUGAAGGGCGAAGGUGGAUUUCUGGAAUCUUCACCUUCUAAUGCACGUAGUCAUGAUCCUUUUGGUAGUUACACGGCUCCUUUGAUCUCUUCUCCUUUUAAUUUGUUGCGUACGCCUGUGGCUACUGAACGUAAUAUUCAGACCUUGGUGGAUAUGGGAUUCAUGCGUGCAUCUGCUGAACAGGCGUUGAUACGUUGUAAUAAUCAAGUAUCGCGUGCUGUGGAUUAUUUGUUCAGCCAUCCUACAGCUGUCUUUAAUGAACACACAUCCAACACACCUGCUGAAUCAAACAACCAAGAAGAACAAGAAGAAACCGAUGACAAUCACCAGGAAGAAGAAGAUCAACAUGAUACAAGCGAUGAUAAUCAUACUGAAGAUGGUCAUCAGAGUGAAGAAGACAUUGAUGAAGAUCUUGAAGAGGAACGUAGAGGAGUGGGAGAUGUGAUUGAAAGCUUUGUUGAGUCCUUAAACAACCAAUACAACAAUGAAGCCAACUUGCUUCGGUUAUCUGAUUCAAACGAUCUACUUGAUGCUGGUGAAGGUAGUUCCAACAGUGCACCUUCUGACAAUGCUGAAAAGUUGAAAGUAACACGCCAAGAAUUAUGUGAAUUGUUGCCUUCUUUUUUGAUUGCUUUGGCUGAUCAACGUGAGGACCUUGUGUUUGAUAUUCGCGAUUUACUUGUGAUCUUGGGCAAAUUUGAAGGGGAUGCAACAGAAGAAAACAAGGUGUCAUGCAAGAUCAUUUCUUAUCUGAUCGAUCAGAUUGCUGCUAUUCGUCAAGAUAAAGAAAAGUCUGUCUUGCUCAGCAGUCGUCUUCGUCUGUUGGCUCUGUUACUGCGCGAAGCACCUAUGCAACAAGCCAUGGGUCAAUUAUCAGACCGAUUUUCAUUCUUGUUUGAUAUGUUGCAGUUCUCAGAUACAGACGAAUCAUUACCUGCUUGGUCUGCCACCACCUUUUUGGUCUUGGAAGCAUUGAUCGCACAGGCAGAUGAACCCAAGAAGGUGAAAUUGACAACACCCAAGAAUACCCAUAGUAUCUUUUCGGUUAAAUCAUCAGACGAAGACGAAGAAGGGGAAAGAGGUAGUCAGCACGAUGACCCUAUGGAAGAUGUGACUAAGACAACUACUCAAGUGUCCUCUCAACAGCGCGAAAAGUUGCUUCAAUGCUGUGUCUCUUUGCUCCGCAAGACCAACUUGACACGCGAUGAUAUUUAUGCUAUUUUGCGUAUGAUUGUGCGUUUGACCAAGAACCAUGAAGCUGCCUUGUACUUUGUUCAGAUUGGCGGUGUUCCUUUGUUGUUUACUAAACCUCGUUUAAGUCUGGAAGGCUUACAAGGUCAACAAGCGUUUAUUAUCUUGAUCUUACGCCAUAUCGUAGAGAGCAUGACAGUACUCAAGAGUACGAUGAAGGACAUCAUCAACAAUUGGUUCAUAAAUCCUCGUCCUCGUAACACAGACAUCAGUGCCUUUGUCCGUAGUAAUGCGCAUGUGGCUCUUCGUCAUCCUGAUGCAUUUGUACAGGUUGCUACGGAUGUAUGUCGUUUGGCUCGUUUUGAUGAAUUUGAAAUCAAUCGUCAGAUCAAGCUCAAGAAACAAGAAGGCGAAAAGCCAAGCGAAGAAGAACCUCCUGUCAAGCAAAGCUCUUCAUCCGAGACCGUGGUGUAUUAUCUCUUGAACGAAAUCAUGACAGCCCGUACAGAAGUCACUGCUUUAGCUGCUAAAAAGGAACCUUUGACCGAAGAAGAAAAGAAGCAAGAAAACAUCAAGUUUGUCUAUACUGGAUUCUUACUACAAUGCCUUGUCGAACUGAUCUCUUCCUAUCCUUCAUGCAAGUACGACAUCUUCAAUUUCUGUAAAAAGCAGAAUGGACAGCGUACCACGACUUUGGAUGGCAAGCAUCGUUCGUUUGUGUCGAUGUUGAUCAAUGAUUUAUUGCCUUACAAUCAUUUGAAUCCUACAUCAGAGGAAUCGCGUAAGCAACAAGGCUUGUCUACUUGGACCAUUUCUACACUUGUGGCCAUGUCUUAUGAUGCUUCUUCUACUACUGAAUUAACCCCGCAACAAAAGAACGAACUGAUCCAAGUACGCAAAUAUGUCUUGGAAGCCAUUAUUCGAUCACUCAAAGAGGCUGUGGCUUCAUCUGAUACAGCUUCUGUCAAAUACUCCAAGUACCUUGCCCUAUCUGAUCUUUGCUAUCGUAUCUUGAAUGCUCGUCCCAACGUAGGUUCCUCUUUGGCUCGUUCUUUAAGCAACGCAAACCAAAAUAACAAUACUAAAGAAGAUGUGGUCCUCAGUAACUCUAAAAUCAUGUUGGAUAAGAACUUUGUGUCUGUGUUGACUUCAGCUAUCAGUGAUGUGGAUAUCAAUUAUCCUCAUUCAAAGACCAUUUUGAAUGCCAUGUUGAGACCUUUGGAGCAAUUGACCAAGUUGGCUAUCAAGACAGAGGCAGAUGAAGGAGAGGAAGAUAAGAUGGAUACAGCAGAAGAAGAAGCUAUGCAUGUGCCUAAUGCGCCUGCUACAGAAGGAGACGAAGCACCUGACUUGUAUCGUAACUCUGCUUUGGGUAUGUUUGAUGCUGGUAGUGCGAUUGAUGAAGAUGAAUAUUCCAGUGGUGAAUACAGUGAUAUGUUUGGAUCUUCUGUUGAAGGCGAAGAAGAUUUUGAAGAAGAAAGUGGAAGUGAUUUAUCUGACAUGGACGAAGAAGAUGAAGAGGAUGGGCCUGUUGAAGAAAUGGAAGCCAUUAUUCAUGGUGGUGAAUACGAUUCGGAUGAGAUGGACGAAGAUCAAGAUGACUCAGACGAUAUUGAUGCUGAAGCACAAUUGAUUGACGACGAUGAGGAGGAAGACGGAAGUCGAGAGAUGACUUGGCAUUUGGAAGACAUUGAAGAGGAACCUGGCAUUGUCCAUGCUGAAGCCGUCAUUGAUACUGGAGAUGAUCGUGAUGAUCAAAACCAUAUGCGACACUUGUCUGAUCAUUAUGAAGAGGAGGAUGAAAUGGACGCCUUGUCUGAUUUCGAUGAUGCUUCUGAAAACUUGGAUGCUGAUUCUGACAAUGAUAUUACAGAUGGUGUCUUGCUUGAUGCUGAAGAUUUAGAUACACCCUUUUUGCCUACUGAUUUACAGGACGAUUUAGUCAUGGAAGAAGAUGAAAUUGAAAGAUCGCGUUCGAUUGUUCCACCUGGGUUCAGAAGACGCUUCCCUAAUGUGAGAAGAUCUUUGCUUGAAGGAGUCGGAAGCUCGUUUAGAGGUCAAGGCAGUACUCAUGGUCAAGAAGACAUCAUUACUCACCCUCUUUUGUCCAACAAUGCUAAUGGACAAUCUGGUACUGGCAAUGCAGCUCGCAGUAUGCUUGAUGACACCUUUUCUCAUCGUCCUUCUCGAGUCUCUAAUUUAAGCAACUGGCAAGGCUUUGAAAACAUGAUGGGCGGUAAUGCAGUUCGUAUGCUUGAAGAUCUUUUGAGUAACACUGUCUCUCUCAAUCAACCAGGUCCUUUACGGAUGGAUUUAGAACAUGGUCCUGGCGGUGUUAUGCGUACAAUUGAAAUCGAUCGUCUCCCUCAUGUAGGCACAAUCCACAGCCACCAAAGCAUCAGCGCCAACAACAACGCCAAUGCUCAAGAAAGUCUGGCCAUUUUACAUGACUUCCAACCCAUGUCUUCAGGUGAACGAUGGAACCAAGAAGCUCGUAUGAUGUAUGGCACCAAUCUGAGUGAAAAAGCAUUGAACCUUGUGAACGAAAUCCUCAAUACUCUUGUGCCCAUUGCUAUUGAAGAUGACAAGAAAGCUCGUGAAGAAGAGAAGAAGAAACGUCAAGAACAAAGACGCAAAGAGGAAGAAGAGCGUCGUAAGACUGAAGAAGAAAAAUGGCGCUUGGAAAAAGAAGCCAAGAAGGCUGCUGCUGAAGCUGCUGCCGCUACAGCCACUGAAGAACAAGGAUCUACUGCAGAAAACGCUCAACAAGACGAAAACGCUGAAAGUACAACAGAUGCACAGCCAGCUGCAGAAGAAGCGACUGAGCGCACUACCAUUGAAAUCCAUGGUCAGCCUAUUGACAUCUCCGGUACCGGUAUUGAUGUAGAAUUCUUGGAGGCAUUGCCUGAUGAAUUAAGAGAAGAAGUGGUCAACCAGCAUUUGCGCAACAGACCUGCGCCUGCUCAGACUGCUGAGGACAACUCCAUUAGUCCUGAAUUUUUAGAUGCCUUACCACCAGAAAUCCGUGAAGAGGUCUUGCAACAAGAAGCUAUUGAGCGCGAAAGACGUGAAAGACAGAGCAGACAAGUGCCUACCAACACACCGGCUUCAGCAAAUAAUACUCCAUCCACUUUAGAUCCUGUUUCUUCUCGUAGAAGACCUGCGGCCGCUGAAGACGAUGCUCAAGCAUCCGGCUCUGCCAAGAAGAAAGCCAAGGCUCGUCGCACGGAUGGUGCAGCUCAGCUUGUUGAAAAGUCUCAAUUGAGUACUCUUGUUCGCUUGUUGUUUGUCCCACAAACUAUCUCCAAAUCCUUAUUGAAUCGAUUAUUGUUGAACUUGUGCGAGAACAGCAAGACUCGCUGCGACCUUCUCUCUUACCUUGUCUGUGUGCUUUAUGAUGGUAACAACGACCUUGCUUCUGUCGAUAAUAGUUUUGCACUCCUUACUUCUGGUAAACACGCCGGCAAGGUAUCGCAACCCAAAACAUCCAGCAAAACUACAGGCACAGCCACUGAGAAUGUGCCUAACUUUAUUACUCAGCGUUGUUUAGAAGUCUUGACUUAUAUUGUCUCUUGCAAUGAACAAUCCAUGGCUUACUUUUUGACUGAAAGUGAAUCUUUGAUUGGCUUGAAGCGACCCUCAGGCAGUAAAAAGGGUAAGAGCAAAGAAAAAGUCUCCAACAGCUGGAACAAGUAUCCCAUCUUAAUCUUGAUGAGUUUACUUGAUCGCGCUGUAUUCAUUGAUAACUCUACUUUGAUGGAACAAUUGAUGGACUUGCUCUCUACCAUGUGUCGUCCCUUCCCUAUCCUUGUCAAGAAAUACCAAGAAAAGGUUGAAAACAAGCAAAAGGAUCCUGCCUUAUCUGAAAGACCCAUGCCAAAGCCUCCAACGAUCCCUGAUUAUUAUCUUAAGUUAGUUGUUCAUGUGCUUACCAACGGUGAAUGCUCUAGUAGGACAUUCCAAUAUACUUUGAAUGCUAUUUCUCACUUGUCUUCCUUGGAUGGUGCUCAACAGACAAUUGUCAAUGAACUUGUGGAAGAUGCUAAACAAUCUAGUACUCAAAUUCAAAAAGAUCUUGAAACCUUGUUGGAUGUGUUGGAUACAACUAUGCCUGGUACAGAAAUUAGUAGUACUGUGCUUGCUCCGUUCUCUGCCGCCACUUCUCAUCAAGCUAAAGUGUUGCGUGUGCUCAAGACAUUGGAUUACAUGUUCCUUCGUAAAUCUUUUCAUCCAAACGAGUCAAAUGAAGAAUCUGAGCAGAUCAAGAAUGAAAAGCGUGUGCUUCAAAUCUAUCAAGAUCUCAACUUCUUGUCUUUGUGGCAAACACUUGGCAAAUGCUUGUCUAUGAUUCAUGAAAAGGAAGAACUGAUUAAUGUGGCUACUGUCUUGCUUCCAUUGAUUGAAUCCUUUAUGGUUGUCUCUAAAUGUGCUGCUGAAAAGGGACAAAAUAGCUUGACUGAAAAGACGACUACACCUGCUAUUGAGCAACAGUUGAAUCUGUCCACUGCUUCACCUGAAUCUUUCUUCUUUGCCUUUACUGAAAAACACAAGAAGGUCUUGAACAUCAUGGUCCGUAACAACCCAACAUUGAUGAGUGGCUCUUUUGCCCUGUUGGUCCGUAAUCCCAAGAUGCUCGAGUUUGACAACAAGCGUAAUUAUUUUGUUCAACAACUGCAUAAGCGUACUACACCUCGCGAAAACUUUCCCAUGUUACAACUCAAUGUGCGUCGUCAAUAUGUAUUUGAAGACUCUUAUCAUCAGCUUCAGGGCCGUACAGGUGAAGAAAUCAAGAAUGGCAAAUUGGGUGUUCGUUUUUGUAAUGAAGAAGGUCUAGAUGUAGGAGGUGUUACUCGUGAAUGGUUCUCUGUCUUGGCUAGACAGAUGUUUGAUCCCAACUAUGCUUUGUUUAUCACCUCAGCUGCUGACAAACUUACUUACCAACCCAAUCGCGAUUCUGCUGUCAAUCCUGAUCACUUGAGUUUCUUCAAAUUUGUUGGCCGUGUGAUUGGUAAGGCUAUUUAUGAUGGUCGUCUUUUAGAUGCCUAUUUCACUCGAUCUUUCUACAAACAUAUUUUGGGCCGUACCGUGGAUUAUCGUGAUGUAGAAGCUUUAGAUCCUGAAUAUUACAAGAGUCUUGUUUGGAUGCUCGAAAAUGAUAUUACUGAUGUCAUUGAUUUGACGUUUAGUAUUGAAACCGACUUUUUUGGUACUAAAGAAACUGUAGACUUGAAGCCCAACGGUAGAAAUAUCCCUGUUACUGAGGCCAACAAGCAUGAAUAUGUUGCACUUGUCACUGAACAGAAAUUAACGACAGCCAUUAAGGAUCAGAUCAAUGCCUUUUUACAAGGCUUCCAUGAUAUUAUCCCUGCCUCUUUGAUUCAAAUAUUCAAUGAGCAAGAACUCGAAUUAUUGAUUUCUGGUUUACCCGAUAUUGACAUUGAUGAUUGGAAGAACAACACCGAAUACCGAAACUAUACUCCUUCUUCCACUUGCAUUCAAUGGUUCUGGCGUGCUGUUAGAAGUUUUGACCAAGAAGAACGUGCUAAACUGUUACAAUUUGCCACUGGUACUUCCAAAGUACCUUUGGAAGGCUUUAGUCAGCUUCAAGGCUCAGGUGGCGUUCAAAAGUUCCAGAUUCAUAAAGACUUUGGUGGAGAAAGCCGUCUUCCUUCUGCCCACACAUGUUUCAACCAGAUAGAUUUACCUCAAUACAAUUCUUAUGAAAGCUUACGAACUAAUCUUUUUAAGGCCAUCAGUGAAUGCUCCACUGGUUUUGCCUUUGCAUAA
This is a messenger RNA of Gilbertella persicaria, 10005 nucleotides long. RefSeq lists its product as uncharacterized. The transcript has 8 exons. The coding region runs from base 1 to 10005 and encodes 3334 amino acids. The record is from RefSeq and is a predicted model, not a curated record. Gene Ontology annotation, biological process: proteasome-mediated ubiquitin-dependent protein catabolic process; positive regulation of protein catabolic process; protein polyubiquitination. Gene Ontology annotation, molecular function: ubiquitin-protein transferase activity; protein binding. Lineage: Eukaryota; Fungi; Mucoromycota; Mucoromycetes; Mucorales; Choanephoraceae.